CCCUCCCCGGGCAUCACAGCUGCCAGCUCUGGGGAAGGCAGGAAGGAGAGGUGGAGAUGGGGACAGCAAGGUGGGUCCCCCCACCAGGCAUGCUCUGGAGGGCCCCAAAAGCAACACUGUCUUCUGCCAGGGCAUGUGGGACAACAGGGCUGGGGUCUGUCCCCAGCCCCACACAUCCCAAAAGCGACCUGGCUGUGCCAGUGGGGUCUGUCUCUGCCACCGUCUGGUGCAUUUUGGGAACCCUCUACAGGGAUGCUGUCACAGUAGCUCAAGCUCAGGCUCCAAGCAUCCUUGUUUUGAGGGAGGAUUGUCUUGGAAUCAGACCAGGGCAGGGCACCGUGAUGGGAGUGGGGUGAGAGUGGGGAUGGUGCCUUCAUCCCAGCUGGGAAACCUCCCUAUCCACCUUUGCUGCUCCACCGAGGGGGAAGGGGAGUGGGGAACUGCUCUAGGGGAUGGGUGCCCCCCACUCAAAGCCCAAGCCCCUUGCGGUGCCCUGCUGGGUGCUGCUGUCGCAGAAGACAUGUGGCCAGACCUCGUGGCAGGUGUUGGCUGCGCUUUGCCCUGGGGACAAGGUGCAGCGGGUGUGCUGGCACCCAGCAGUCACACCCCGGCCCUGCGCCCCAUGGCAUCUGAGGGACAGAGCUAUGGCCUGCCUAGCACCCAUGGGUGACGCUGGAUGCCUCCAUCCAUCUGCUAGGGAGAGCAGCUGGCACCAGGCAAGAGGGAACCGUCUGGGAGCUCUGCUGCUGCUCAGCAACAGGCAGAGCCAUUUGUUGCGGGCAGGCAGGAGCCAGGCUGCUGCCUGUGCUCUGCCUGCACACCAGAGUCCCUGCCUGCCGCACGCCUGUCGCUAGUCCCGGAUGGCCACCCCUUGCCCACAAUGGCUGUGGCAUGUGAAAAAACAAGCGUGGCCACGCAGUUGCUCAGCUGAGGUGUCAGGAAGAGCAUUUUGGGGGAUGCUCGUGGUGGGGAUGACAUGGGAACAAGGACAGGGAUGAGGACAGGUAGUCUGGCAGCACCCAUGGGUGCCUCCACGGCUGCCGGGCAGGAGUCGAGGGGAAGCGUGGUGCUGCUGGGGUUGGUGCUGCCCUUUUGCCGUGCUGGGACCCUGCCUAACCCCACCAGCAUCGGGACUUGUGGCCGUGGCACUGGCUGGUGGCCACCUGGUGGGCAUGGCGAUGCCAUCCCACUGGGCUUGGGAAGCUCCAGCAGCCCUGGUGUGCUGCCGCACAGGGUUUUGUCACUGGCACUAAGGAGGAUGGAUGUCACUGGGUCUCUGCUUGGGAUCUCCCUGAUUAAACGGGAAAGCUGGCAUGGGAGGGAGGUGGCCGGGUGCUGCCGGGGCGCUGCUGGGUGGGCGCCCUCCGGGCGUGGCAUGCCAUGGGCGGCAGGGUGCUGCUAUGGGGGACUGCUCCCCGCAAGGGAGCCCCAGGCCUUGGGGCCACUCCCACUGACUUGCGGGGGAGGGAUUUGUGCCCCACAAAUGCAUGUGGCAGAUGCUACAUCUCCAUGGCAACCCUGACCCCAUUUUGGGGUGCUGCCCCAUCUCUACGGCAACCCUGAGCCCCUUUUGGGGUGCUUCCCUCUCUCUAUAGUAACCCUGACUGUAUUUUGGGGUGCUGCCCCCUCUCUAUAUCCUGACCAUAUUCUGGGGUGCUGCCCCAUCUCUGUGGCAACCCUGAGCCCCUUUUGGGCUGCUGCCUGUCUCUGUGUUAACCCUCAGCCCCGGUUUUGGGGUGCUGCCCUCUGCCUCUGCCAGCCCCAACCCCCCUUUAGGGCGCGGCCCCGUCCCUACGAUAACCUCGACCUCAUCUCAGGGCGCUGCCCCCUCUCUGUGGGCACCCCCCUAUUGAUCCCCCCUCGCCUUUUGGGGGUGCUACCCCCCCCCCCGUCUCCAUGGAAAACCCGAGCCCGUUUCGGGGCGCUGCCCGUCUCCAUGGCAACGCCGGCGCCGCCGGGCGGGAAGGGGCGGGAGGCGGCGGCGGGAGCCCGGCCCGGCCCCGCUCCCGGCCCCCGGCCCCGGCCCCGGCCCCGCUCGCCUCCUUCCGCCGUGCCGGUGGCUGCGGCCGGGCCCCGGCGGGGCCGAGCCGCCGCGAUGUCGGACCCGAGCUGCUGGGGAGCCGCCCCGCCCGGUUACCGGGGCCAGCGGGCCGCCGGCGCCCUGCUCCAGCGCUCCAAGAGCUGCCGAAGCAGCAAUAGGAAGAGCUUAGUGGUGGGCACCCCCUCUCCGACCCUCUCACGGCCACUCUCCCCACUCUCCGUGCCGACAGCCGGGAGCAGCCCCUUGGACAGCCCACGCAACUUCUCCGCCAGCACCUCCAUCAACUUCCCCUUUGCUCGCAGCCAUGCUCCUCGGACUGACAGGGCUGAUGGCAGAAGGUGGUCACUGGCUUCGCUCCCCUCCUCUGGCUAUGGGACCAACACCCCCAGCUCCACUGUCUCGUCGUCUUCAUCCUCCCAGGAGCGCCUGCACCAGCUGCCGUACCAGCCCACCCCUGACGAGCUGCAUUUCCUUUCUAAGCAUUUCCGCAGUACGGAGAGCGUCACGGAUGAGGAGGGGCGGCACUCGCCCUGCCUGCGCCCACGAUCCCGGAGCCUCAGCCCUGGACGGACGAGUGGAACGUUUGAUAAUGAGGUUGUGAUGAUGAACCAUGUCUACAAGGAGAGGUUCCCCAAGGCCACGGCCCAAAUGGAAGAGCGUCUGCAGGACACCAUCACAAACUUCUCUCCGAGCAGCACUCUGCCACUGGCAGAUGGGGUGCUGGGCUUCAUCCACCACCAAAUCAUUGAGUUGGCCCGCGACUGCCUGGCCAAAUCCCAGGGAGCUCUCAUCACCUCCCGCUACUUCAUGGAGCUGCAGGAGAAACUGGAAAAGAUGCUCCGAGAUGCUCAGGAGCGUUCAGAGAGUGAGGAAGUGAAGUUCAUCGACCAGCUGGUGAGGAAGCUGCUGAUCAUCAUCUCCCGUCCGGCUCGCCUUCUGGAGUGCCUGGAAUUUGACCCAGAGGAAUUUUACCAUCUCCUGGAAGCUGCAGAGGGACAUGCCAAAGUUGGCCAGGGAAUUAAAACCGAUAUUCCCCGAUACAUCAUCAGCCAACUGGGGCUUGUCAAGGACCCACUGGAGGAAAUGGUCCAGCUGGAUCACUUCGACAGCGGGAACACCAUCACACCAGAGAAUGAUGAUGCCAGUGAGAGCCAGCCUUCAGCCACCAUUCCUCGGAGGAAGCCCUGUGAGGGGGACUUUGAGACCAUCAAGCUAAUCAGUAACGGGGCUUAUGGGGCCGUGUACCUGGUGAGGCACAGGGAGACACGGCAGCGCUUCGCCUUGAAGAAAAUCAACAAGCAGAACCUCAUCCUGAGGAACCAGAUCCAGCAGGUGUUUGUGGAGAGGGACAUCCUCACCUUCGCGGAGAACCCCUUUGUGGUCAGCAUGUUCUGCUCCUUCGAGACGAAGCGACAUCUCUGCAUGGUGAUGGAGUAUGUGGAAGGGGGGGAUUGUGCCACAUUACUGAAGAACAUGGGCCCUCUGCCUGUCGACAUGGCGAAGAUGUACUUUGCCGAGACCGUUCUUGCGCUGGAGUAUCUCCACAACUAUGGCAUCGUCCACCGGGACCUCAAACCUGACAAUUUGCUUAUCACCUCCAUGGGCCACAUAAAGCUGACAGACUUCGGUCUGUCAAAGAUCGGCUUGAUGAACAUGACCACCAACCUCUAUGAAGGGCAUAUGGAGAAGGACACUCGGGAGUUCAUGGACAAGCAGGUGUGUGGCACUCCGGAGUACAUCGCCCCAGAAGUCAUUCUCAUACAGGGCUAUGGGAAGCCUGUUGACUGGUGGGCCAUGGGCAUCAUCCUCUACGAGUUCCUGGUGGGCUGCGUCCCCUUCUUUGGAGACACCCCCGAGGAGCUCUUUGGGCAGGUCAUCAGUGAUGAAAUUAUGUGGCCGGAAGGGGACGAGGCUCUGCCCAUGGAUGCCCAGGAUCUGAUCAUGCGGUUGCUGAGACAGUGUCCCCUCGAGCGCUUGGGCACUGGGGGGGCACACGAGGUGAAGCACCAUUCCUUCUUCCUUCACCUGGACUGGAACGGGCUGCUGCGGCAGAAGGCCGAGUUCAUCCCCCAGCUGGAGUCAGAGGAUGACACCAGCUACUUUGACACUCGCUCUGAGAGGUACCGCCACUUGGAUUCGGAGGAUGAAGAAACCAACGACGAGGAAUCAUCUGUGGAGAUCGGACAGUUCUCCUCCUGCUCUCAUCGCUUCAGCAAGGUGUACAGCAGCUCCGAAUUCCUGGCAGCUAACUCCAACCUCAGCCUCUCAUCCUCCGACCGCAGUCACAGUGAGGACAAGGAGGAGCGAUGGGACAGGCACUCAGGAGAUGAGGACAGGAGCCGGCUGGUGGGCACAGAGCCCCGGCUCCGCUCCUGGACAUCCUGCAGCUCCACACCAUACACCUCCUGGCACGAGCGAAGCCGCAGCCCCGCCGCGCUGCCCAGCACCUACAGCCUGGACACCAUGCCCAAGUUUGCCUUCUCCUCAGAGGAUGAAAGCCCUUGUGUGGUGUCUUCCAAGCCGGAGAGACCCAAAUUUGUGCUGGGAGACCCUGACGCAGGGACCGGCAGUGUGGUGAAGCCGUUAGCAUUAUCUGCCGAUCUUGUCAGCCUGAACCGUAUCCGCCUCCGGAGCAACAGCACCGGCACCAAAAACUCGACUCCCCGGGGUCUGGAGCCGGGCGGGAGCCAUCGGCUGAGCGGCAGGAAGGACGUGCCGGACAGGCAGAGAGCCUCGCCUGGCAGCCGUGUCCCCAAAUCUGCCUCCGUCUCAGCUCUGUCCCUCAUCAUCACAUCAGAUGACUUCAGCAGCAGCGCCCUGAUGAGCCCCAUCUCCCCCCACUCCCUCUCAUCCAACCCCUCUUCCCGUGACUCCUCCCCGAGCCGAGAUUCAUCCCUCACCAUCACCAGCCUGCGGCCCCCCAUCAUCAUCCACAGCUCGGGCAAAAAGUACGGCUUCACCCUGCGAGCCAUCCGCGUCUACAUGGGGGACAGCGACGUCUAUACUGUCCACCAUAUGGUCUGGAGCGUGGAAGAGGGGAGCCCUGCGCAGGAAGCGGGGCUGAGAGCGGGUGAUCUCAUCACACAUGUGAACGGCGAGUCAGUGCUGGGUUUGGUUCACCGGGAUGUCGUGGAGCUGCUGCUGAAGAGCGGAAAUAAAGUGGCCCUGCGGACCACCGCGCUGGAGAACACCUCCAUUAAAAUCGGCCCCGCUCGGAAAAACAGCUCCAAGACGAGGAUGGCACGGAGGAGUAAGAAGAGCAGGAAGAGGGAUGGCCAGGACAGGAGGAAAUCCCUUUUCAAGAAGAUCUCCAAGCAGUCAUCAGUCCUGCACACCAGCCGCAGCUUCUCCUCUGGUCUCCAUCACUCACUGUCCUCCAGCGAGAGCCUUCCUGAGUCCCCCACGCACAGCCUGUCCCCGGGUCCUGCGACACCCUGCCGCAGCCCCGCGCCUGACCUGCCCCCAGAUGCUGUGUCCCCGCAGAGCACCUCUCCCGCCUCCAGUACCCCAACAUCACCUGCUGGCCACGUGCGCCCCAGCUCCCUGCACGGGCUGGCACCCAAACUGGGUGGGCAACGCUACAAAGUGGGACGUCGCAAAUCCACCAGCAGUAUCCCCCCCUCACCCCUCGCCUGUACCCCUUCCUCUGCCCAGCGCCCACCUUCUCCCCAACGCUCCCCAUCUCCGCUCCCCGGGUACCCCAAACCCCCCCAUUCCUUCCAGGGCAAGACCCUGUCCCCCCCAACCAUCGUCCGGCAGAGCUCACGACCCCGCAGCGCUGACUGCCCCCGCUCCCCCCUCCUCAAACGCGUCCAGUCGGCCGAGAAGAUCGUCACCAUCCUGGCGGAGAAGAAAAGCGGUGGCCGCAAGCUGGGGAUGGAGAUGCCUGCGGCAGAUGGGGAGGCCACUGGGGAGGGCGAAGUGCCGCUAUACCCCGGGGAGCAUGGUUACCACCCUGCUGCCUCCCGCCUGGGGGAAAGGCACGACCGGGACCAGGAGGUGGUGGUCAUGCGGCGCUUGAACCUCUCCGAGCGCCGGGACUCCUUCAAGAAGCAAGAAGCAGUUCAAGAAGUGAGUUUCGAUGAGCCGGAGCCAGUGCCGGCAAGCGAAGAUGGCAGCAAGAGCGAAGCCGGGCAGGGCACGGCUCUCCAGUGUGGUGGCAUGGGCAGCACAGAGCCAAAGCCCAAGCCCAGCCCCGUGCCGCAGAUCGCGGUGCAGGGAUCCGAGAGCGAUGAGCAGGAGCCGGUGGUGGCCGAGUGGGAAUGCCAGGGCUCCUACCCCGUCAGCAGCGCCGAGCAGCCGGCUGGCAGCACCCCUGCCCCACGGUGGGAUGGAUGCAAGCAUCGGGACCGUGGCUCCCAGCAGCACUGGAACUGCGGGGAGGGAACAACUGGAGCAACUGGUCCUUGGCAGCUGCCACGGGUGCUGCCAGCAUGGGGCCAGGAGCCGGGGGGUCCUCAGCUCUCUGUACCCCGCGGCAGCACAUGGAGUGGGGCUGAGCACACCUGAGCCCCAUGCCAGCAUCUGGGGAUAGUUCUGGCUCCCCAUGGAAUCCCACCUCCCUGAAAAACCCAUUCCACGCGACAUAUCCAUGAGAGACACGUCCCCGGAGCCAUUUUGGAUGUCGGCGCUGGCCGGGUUGGCUGCGCCCUGGCACUUCACCUCCCCCGAAGGCUUUUUGUACUCCCUGAAAGAUGCUCAUAUUUUUAUAGAGACGCAGGAGCUCUUCCGGCGGUGGCAUUUCCCUGGCAGGGCCCCAGCCUCUGUGUAUAGAAAGGACUUGAUGCAAAUAUUCAUUAAUUAAUUUAUUACUUUUUAUAAGCUAAAUGGGCAGUGCAGGACUGUCGCAGGGUCCCACCUGGCCCCGGGGGGUCCCAGGCUUUUCCAUGCAUCUAUCUCCCAGGCAGAUGACACACUGUUUUCCAACCUUGCAAAGACCCACUUGUUUUUUUCCCCUCUUUUUAACUUCAGUUUUAGCUGGAAACACCCCAAAUCUCCUAAGAAACCCCUGUUGGGGUUAUAAUUCUAAUAUUUUUUUAAAAAAAAGUUAAACCAAAAAGCCCAAACCUACAGCAACAUCCCCCAAAUGCUGGCGGUCCAAGCUGGGAUGCAUAGGGGUGAUUUUAUUUGCAUAUGAGUCAUUUUAUAAGCGUGCAGCAGAUGUAAAGCUUUUAAUAUUUUUAUUUGGAGCCUUUUGGAGCCACUUGGCUCCAUCAGCCCUUCCAGGUGGGAAAAGCAGAGACCUCCCCAUGGGGUCAGCAAUGGAUGCAAGUAUUAACAGGAUUUUUAGGGUCGGUUUUUGCUCUUUGCAUUUCUCCUGGCACCACACCCUGUGGUGGUCGUUGGUCGGUGCAGACAGACAUCCAUAAAAAGCCAGUUUUUUGGUUUUUGGUUUUGUUUUUUUUUUCCAAAAAAAAACCCUGACUCAGCAAGCGCCUGUGCUGCUUCUCCAUUUGUAAUUUGGAAAUUUCUCCCCCUCCUUUCCCCCCGUCGCUUUUUGUCUAACAAACUACAGCUCGACCCAGCGUUUCCCCUUUAUUUCUACUGUUUUCUAUGAUAUAAAUAUUUCCAUUUGAUAAUGCAUGUACCGGCUUUUUCCCCCUGCUGCUCUUUCCCACCCUGGUGCAUUGAGCACCGUGCCGGUGAUGGGGGGACCGUCCCCGGUUUGCCGACCCCCCCUGCCAUCGGGCAUCAUCGUGCCACCGCCACCGGGUGCGUUUCCUACCCCGAAGCAGCCGGCAGAUUUUUUGGCUGCAUGUUAGAUGAUGUUGUGCGUGUGCGGUUUGUGCCAGGCUCCGUAUUUUGCUUCUCCCACCAUGAAACCGGGGCCACUUAACCCCAAAAAAUGAGCAGCUGGAGCUGCUCGACAUUUCUUUUGCUUCUUCCUCCACCGUCUGUAUUAAGGUCUUGGGAAGGUUUGGGGGGGACACCGGGCACCCCUUGACCACCAGCACAGUGGGAAGCGGGGCUCAGCCGUGCAUUGGUGGUGCGAAUAUGGCGGGAAACGGGUUUUUUUUAAUGGAAAAUGUCUUAAAAGCCAAGGGGACCAUGUCUUCCUGCCCAGCGCCCAGCUCUGUUCUUACCUUUGGGAAGUUUUAUGUUGUAUUAAAAUUGUUCCUUGCGAUGA
This is a messenger RNA of Falco peregrinus (peregrine falcon), 8168 nucleotides long. RefSeq names its product microtubule associated serine/threonine kinase 3 (gene MAST3). The transcript has 27 exons. Gene Ontology annotation, biological process: peptidyl-serine phosphorylation; intracellular signal transduction. The record is from RefSeq and is a predicted model, not a curated record. Gene Ontology annotation, molecular function: magnesium ion binding; protein serine/threonine kinase activity; ATP binding. Lineage: Eukaryota; Metazoa; Chordata; Aves; Falconiformes; Falconidae. Bases 1937 to 6550 code for a protein of 1537 amino acids.